AUGGUUGGUCGGGUGCGACGGGAAAUCGCAGGGGGCCCCAGUUGGAGCACAUGUCGGAGGCUGGGCUGGGGCACUGGGGCGGACCGCUCAGCGGGCGGCGGGGCGGGAGCUGGUCGACUGGCACCGCAACUGGGUGAUGUGUCGACGGGCCUGGAAGAAAACGAGUCGAACCCUGGACCGGAACCUGGACCAGGGGGCCCGGAGCUGUGCGACAGUGAGAAAUUGGCACUUUUGAGUGGCUCGCCAGCGGCUCCUCAGCGGCAUAGUAAAGUCACGAGGCUGGGAUCUGCGCAGCAACAGGACAGGGCAGGUGCGACUGAACCUAGCCCGGCGUGCCUGUCUGCUCGUGCAGACCAAGAGAGGCAGAGGCAGAGGAAGACUGGACCUUGUAUUUCGUACGCACACAAGUGCCGCAUGUCCCAAGAGGAAAGGCGUCCAGCUCGUCGCAUCCAAAUAUUUUUCGUCACCUUGCAUCCCCAAAGACACCAGGGAACUCAGUCGUCCAGCGUUUCAGCCCUGUGCCGUGCUCUUGAGCUGUCGCCCAGCAAGACUCCGAGCGCGACGCAGCUGGCAUAG
Purpureocillium lilacinum is the source of this 576-nucleotide messenger RNA. Lineage: Eukaryota; Fungi; Ascomycota; Sordariomycetes; Hypocreales; Ophiocordycipitaceae. The record is from RefSeq and is a predicted model, not a curated record.